Trichoderma breve is the source of this 3318-nucleotide messenger RNA. RefSeq names its product type III restriction enzyme, res subunit domain-containing protein. Lineage: Eukaryota; Fungi; Ascomycota; Sordariomycetes; Hypocreales; Hypocreaceae. The record is from RefSeq and is a predicted model, not a curated record. Bases 1 to 3318 code for a protein of 1105 amino acids. The transcript has 12 exons. Gene Ontology annotation, molecular function: ATP-dependent chromatin remodeler activity; ATP binding.
AUGCCUUCUUCACCCUCAAGAGCCCCCUCGGGGGCGAAAAAGCGUCAUGAAAAGAGCUCUAAGAAGAGCAAAAUAACAAAGCGCGAGUCACACAAAUUGCCCAAGUCCACAGCGCCUGUGAUAAAGGCCGAGACAGACGAGAACGGCGAAACUCAAUCCGCUUCGAAUCCGAAUCGAGGAAUCUUUGAGCGUUUCAUGCGACAAGAAGUUGGUGAGCCUUCACGAGAAGAGCGAGUCGUCCCCAACAACAACCUCGAUCACGACGACCGAGGGGCGACGAAAUCUGAGGUCGCAAAGACAGUUACGCAACAAAUUGUCUGCUCAAACACAGCUGGUAGCACACAGCCUGCUCCACCAGAGAACUACCAGAAUAAAUCUGAUGUGGCUAAAGCCUCAAACAAUUCAGACGCAAUUGUUAAAAUAGAGGGUAAUCUUCCGCAAAGAAUGAAAGAUAUUCCUAGCAGUGUUCAAGAACCAAUCGACAAGAUCAGCCAAACAGAGAGUAUUAGCCAAGUUGAACUGCAAAAUGAUGGCGAUGUUGCAGUUCCACAGUCAACAACUAAGCAUGACACGGGAAAUCUUCAGCAGGUUCAGAACAACGACGAUUCGCCAAGAGAGCUUCCUAAGCAGGACGAACAUAGCAAAGUCAAAAGUGAGAAACCAAUCCAAGAUGGAACCUCGGAAGGGGAUGCUGCAACAUCAAAGUGUGAUGAGAUGACCGAUGUUGAUCCAUCCACCAUCUCUGCUGACCCCAUUGCGACUCCGGAGAAAUCUCACAAGAAGAGCGGAAAGAAGCGCAAGCACAAGCAUUCCCGCAAACGAUCUAAAUCUCGCGAUCGUUCAAAAUCACACAAAAGAAGAAAAGGAUCAGAGACAUUUGUCCCCAAUCAUCAACGAGAUGAUUGCGAAAGCAGUGGUGAUGAGGAACAGUCGCAAAACGAGUUCGAUGUCGAGCAAGCAAGGGCAAGGAUCCCCAAAGGGUGUAGCGUCCGGCAUGAAGGAGAACAGAAGGAAGAGCUGAGAGAUGGUAAAAGGAUUGCCAAUCAAAAGAAGUUUACAAAGAUGUUCAGAUCUGACCUCAAGGAUCACCAGCUGACCACUUUGUCUUGGAUGGUAAACAGGGAGAAAGAUACGACGCGAACAGUUGAUGGGGGCAUAAUAGCUCACGAUAUGGGAAUGGGCAAAACGGUUACGAGCUUGGCAUGCAUUGCAGCUAAUAGGCCACCCAAGAAGGAUCGAAAGAUAUCCGCUCAGGCGACACUUGUUAUUGUGCCCAACAGAACAGUUGCCAAGCAGUGGCUAACGGAAGCCAAGAAACAUUGGUAUGAAGAGGCAAGCUCGCUUGUAACCAUCCAUACUGGGAACGAUGAUGACCACCUUUUGGCGCAAUAUGAGAGGCAAUGGAUCGUUCUUGCAACAUAUCCUCAAGUGCGAAAUUCCUUUCCGAGUCAAGUGGUUAUGGAUUACCUACAUGCUCAAUAUGCAGAUGACCAGCGUUUGCUUAAGCAAGAGUUCAAAAAGCGAGCAAAGUUCUUGUUCCGUAUCAACUGGUUCAGGGUAAUUUUAGAUGAGGGUCAUGCAGCUACGAAGUGGAACGGACGCACCUUGGAUGCAUGUACUCGGAUACAGGCGAAGCACCGGUGGGUCUUGAGCGGCACUCCUAUUCAGAACAAGCCAAUAGAGUUUUAUUCGUAUGCGACUUUAGUCUGCUGCGAGUACCGAGGCACCCGACGAGUGUUCAGAAAUGACUACAUUGUCAAGGAUGCGACAAAUGCCGACUUUGACUCUCUCGCCAGCACUCUCAUGUAUCGGGGAACUGCAGAAGGGAAGCUCAACAUUCCACCGACAACUCGCCGAGAGGUAUAUAUUGAAGUUUCGCAAGAAGAGCAAAUGAUAUGCAAGUACGCUCAACAGAAGAAGCACGAGAGAGAUAAAGAGCGAGCGGGAAUGCCCAUAUUUGAAAACGAACAAGACGAAGAUGAGGUGGAAGAUAUUAAGCCAGAAGAAGAUGAUGAAGAGGAAGAAGAAGGCGUGGUGAAAAAGGACAAGAAGUCCAAAAUCCAAGCGUCAGCCCAUUUGCGUCUCAGGCAGGCUCUGUCUCAUCCAUACUGCCUAGAGAGGUUUUUUAUGGGGAACUAUCUCAGUGAAGAUGAACUCAAGUCACUGGCUUCGGACUUGAAUUCAAUGAGCGACAAGAAGACUGUGAUUGAGCAGCUCGAAGCGGAUGAAAAUUGGGCAGAACAUCUCGGCCAAUACCAAAAAGGCCUUGAUAUACUCAAGUCUCGUGAGGAAGCGUUUCUAGGCGGGAUUUUCGAUAUGAACAAGCUCAUGGAUCUCGUGAUUCUCCAACGCACAGUCAAUGUACAGAAGUGUGGCGGCGCUGCUUGCAAAUCUCAGAUUCUCUCUCGUUUCAAGUGUGGCCAUAUGUACUGCGAACAAUGCUUCGGCCGGUUAAUGAUGCGGAGGAGCAGCAUGCCGGAAGCAGAGCGAUCAGGCCAAAUGAAAUGCCCCACUGAUGGUUGUGGUCAAGACCUCUCGUUUGUAGAGCAAGUGACUACUCUGGUACAGCUCGCCUCCAUGGCGAACCAGGACAAGGGUUAUGUGGAGAUUGGAAGAGAUUGGCUCAAAAAUACAGUCCAGGCGAGACAAGAGCGAUCUCUGUUUUUUAUUGCCAGCUCCUGCUUCUACGGCCCACGGAUUGUCCCUCCACCGAGUUCGAGGCUCACAGCGACGAUGGCCGUCGUUAUGACUUGGCUGACCGAGGCACCCCAAGACAAAAUCAUCAUUUUCACGCAAUUUGUUACGACGCUCAAGAUGGUGGGCUAUCAGCUCGAGACUCUGGGUGUUAAAUUUGUGUACUAUUGCGGCACGUCGCCGAAGCAGCAGCAGGAACACUCAAUGCAUGCGUUCCAUAAUGAUCCAGAGACGCUGGUCAUGGUCUCUACCUUGAAGAGCGGCGGCCAGUCGCACAACCUCACUGUGGCGAACCGCGUCAUAAUCGUCGACCUUUGGUGGAACAAGGAGGCCGAGAAGCAGGCCAUCGGCCGCGUGGUCCGGAUAGGCCAGAAGAAAGAGACAUUUUCGGUGCGCAUUGUCACGAAGCACGGUAUGGAUGAUCGUGUUAUCAAAGUUCAGACGGGUAAGGAGGCAAUGGUGGCCCGAAUAUUGCAGGACGACGGACACGAGCGAAUAGAGGUUGACGAUGAGCGCCUCGAACAGAUCUUUGAGCGAAAAGAAGGCGAAGAAUCAAGGAAGAGAAAACGAAAGAGAAGAGAAGAUCCGUUUGAAUCGAGAGGGGGCGAUGGUAUGGCAUUUUAA